This is a messenger RNA of Triplophysa rosa, 2806 nucleotides long. It is a transcript of the gene kcnj11l, whose product is annotated as potassium inwardly rectifying channel subfamily J member 11, like. Gene Ontology annotation, molecular function: inward rectifier potassium channel activity. Gene Ontology annotation, biological process: potassium ion import across plasma membrane; regulation of monoatomic ion transmembrane transport. Gene Ontology annotation, cellular component: plasma membrane. NCBI's taxonomy places the organism in Eukaryota, Metazoa, Chordata, Actinopteri, Cypriniformes, Nemacheilidae. Bases 333 to 1640 code for a protein of 435 amino acids. The transcript has 7 exons. The record is from RefSeq and is a predicted model, not a curated record.
UCCGAUUGCGUAAGGUUUCCAGCUGCCGAGCCAGCCAUCUGCUUACAUUUGCUUAAAACGUUUUGUUCGUUAUUAUUUAUCAGUGAUUUUAAUAUGAAAUAAAGCGUGCAUGUAUAUGUUGUGCCGGAUAGGUUUAUGACAUUUCAGCGUUUUUGUUGAAUGGAUCUUCCUUCAUACCAUGUUCCAUGUUCACCUACAAUGAAGAUCGCAGUGUCCUCUGAAUCCUUACCUUGAAUAGGAUCUUGGUAAUUUAAACUGAUUACAAACUGCAUUGCUUUAACAGAGAUAUAAAAUGUUUUGUGUGAAGCACCAAACAGCCACAGAUUACUAAAAUGUUGGCCCGCAAAGGCCUUUUACCCGACGGAUACCUGUUGACGCGACUUGCUGAGGAUGCCACACAGCCCUGUCGCAUCCGGCCAAAGUCACAGCGGGCACGUUUCAUCACCAAGAGUGGGUCAUGUAAUGUUGCCCACAAAAACAUACGAGAACAGGGCCGAUUUCUCCAGGAUGUUUUCACAACUAUGGUGGACCUGAAAUGGCAACAUUCCCUUCUCAUCUUCACUUCAGCAUUCCUCUGCUCCUGGAUGCUCUUCGCCAUGGUGUGGUGGCUCAUGGCGUUCGCUCACGGUGACUUGGAACCUCGAGAUCCCAAUGAGCCUGGACCCGUGCCCUGUGUAACCUCCAUUCACUCCUUUACUUCCGCUUUUCUCUUUUCUAUUGAAGUGCAGGUGACUAUUGGUUUUGGGGGACGAAUGGUGACUGAGGAAUGCCCGUUUGCCAUCAUUGUCCUCAUCAUCCAGAACAUUCUGGGCCUGAUCAUCAAUGCCAUCAUGCUGGGCUGUGUGUUCAUGAAAACAGCUCAAGCCAACCGGCGAGCAGAGACCCUCAUCUUCUCCCGUAACGCUGUUAUCGCACCACGCAACGGCAGGCCCACGUUAAUGUUCCGUGUGGGGGAUUUGAGGAAAAGUAUGAUCAUCACGGCCACCAUACAGCUGCAGGUAAUUCGACGGACGGUGACGGCAGAAGGCGAGGUGAUUCCAGUCUGUCAGCUGGACAUUCAGGUGGAGAACCCACUCAGGAGCAACGGCAUAUUCCUCGUCUCUCCGCUUAUAAUCAGCCACACUAUUGAUAGAGGAAGCCCGCUGUAUGAAGUCUCGGCGCAGUCGCUCGCAACCCUAGAUCUGGAGAUCAUUGUCAUUUUGGAAGGUGUCGUGGAGACCACAGGUAUCACCAUGCAGGCACGCACAUCCUACACGCCCGAGGAGAUCCUGUGGGGUCGACGUUUCGUCUCCAUUAUGACCGAAGAAGACGGGCGUUACUCCGUCGACUACUCCAAAUUUGGGAACACCGUCCCCGUACGGAUGCCAGCUCUCAGCGCCAAAGAGCUGGACCAGACCAGGGGCAUCCAGGACAGCGGACCCCACGAGGGCAAACCUCAGGGAUGGGGGCUGGUGAGAGCGGGCCGAGGCGGGUACCGGAGGGGCGGCGGCAGGGCCUGCGACGAUGCGGCAGCUAAACCGUGGUACGUCACGGCUGAGAGGGAGGAGGACAAGGAGAAAAAGGGACAGAAGAAAAUAUUCAAACUUGAGGAGAUUGGCAGAGAGAUUGAAGAGGAGACAUUGGAAGAUAUGAGUGAUUAGAAAAACAUUUUGGGGGAUUCCUGAAACCUGGAAAUAGAAAUGACUGAAUAGAAAUUAGUAGUGACUGGUUCACGUAAUAGUCAAACAUAUGACCAACAUCAUGUCAAUACUAAACAUGUUUUGUAAACUGUCAAAACAUGGGCAACUACUGUAAUAUUUAUGACAAACCAGACAAUUUUGUCCUGUUUUGCCAGUAUCACCCAUAUGAGAAUCUGUCCGAAUUUAUUCAUCCUCAUGUCAAAUAUUUCUUUCUUUUGUGGAACACAAAAUAAGACAUUUUGUGGCCGUUUUUUUUUUUGUGGCACUUUUAUCAAAAGCGACAUACAAUGUUACAUUGUGUCUGAAUGGAGACCAACUUUUCGAGCACAAUAAAAUGAGAAUAAAAGUGUACUUUACAUCUCAUGUCCACUUAUAGGUCUUAAUGUGAGUAAAUUAUAACAGAUUUUUCAUUUUUGGGUGAACUGUUGCUUUAAUGAAUUUCAGUGUUUUAACAGAAAACGUGGACACUCUUUUUCAGGGUUUUUUGGCAAUGAUAGUUAAAUGUACGCUUAUCCUGUCGAAGCAAAUAUGUGCCAGCUUUUUUUUAUAUGUUUUGGUUUAAUACCACAAAACUAUUCUAUUUCUGUUUGUCUAAAGCGAUUGUCCUUUUGCUUUAAAUGUGUCUAUUGUAACUACGUGAUAACAUUGUGUGUGUUUACAUUUCAUUGUGGGCUUGUGCAAUUGUGUGACAUUUACCUCUCACAUCUCCUGUUUGUGUUCUCUCUUCGAAAUCUACUCUCAACUAUUUAAAGACAAUUCGGCGGUCCAUGUUGAUGUAAUUUUUUACACAUCAGUGUAAUUAUUUAUUUGUGUCUUAAGUACACAAUAAAGUGUUUGACUUUUUUAUCUGACUAAAGGAAGUCCUGGAGUUUACUUUCUGAAAAGCGAUGUGUUAUAUCACAGGAUUAGGAUUUAGCAGAUAACUGUACUGUAUAAGAUUAGAAAGAUCUCAUCUCCGUUUUAAAAGCGAUAUAGUAAUCUUUAUAAACUCACACAAAGACAUCUCAAAGACCAGACAUUGAAGCAAUUGAAAGGAAUCAGGAUUAUGUGUGGAACAUGCCCAAAUUUUUAUCACACCUCUUUCUUCUAUCUGGCACAUUCACUGACUUGGUGUUUUAUUAUCAAAU